AAAGGUUGAACUUGCGACUGCGUAUAUUGUUUUUGGAAACUGACACACGAUGUUUUGGCACUUUCCACGGUAGUUGUUAUGAAUUGGCAGCCUUCACGACCUUUAUCUACACCCCUGUAUCGUACGCGACCUUGUCACUGAGCCAUGGAUAGUGUCAAUGUCUCCGAGCUGGUUGCUCGAUUGGGAGCCGAGGAGGAGUCGACCAAGAAGAUGGCAGCGUUCAAGCUACAAACUGCCAUUGGUGACCCCUCCUUCGCCGACGUCUUCAUAUACGAAGGGGGUCUGCCAAAGCUCAGGUUCCUGGCUCUGCAUGCUACAGGAAACACAUUGGCUUAUGGCCUCACGUCGCUGGCGCGCCUAUUAGAGCUGGACAAGGGCUGGGACCAUGUCACAGAUGAUCUCAUAGCGAGGAUAGUCGAUCUCGUAGUUGCGCAGCCGCUCGUCAAUGUCAAUCGAGGUGCCAUGUCGGUGCUAGCAGCGAUUGUCGGACACCCUCUCCAUCGAACCUCUCAGCCUGGUGUCACUGGCUUCCAGCGACUUAAGCCAGCAGUCGACACCCAACCGCAAUUCCUCCCUUCGCUCGUCGAAAAGAUCACCUCCGCCGACCAUGCCCUCUGCGCGAACUCGCUCCAGCUCAUCAAUGCACUGAUGCGUGAUGCGAUCGCACACGAUGCCGACUUCGAAGCGCCCAAAUUCACAAAGCAGCUACAGGAGCUUGGUGUAAUCAAGAGCGUGUAUGCUCUCAUGCAGAGCUCUGCGAUACAAGAUCUAGCUCACCCGUUGCUCGACUUCCAGACGCUCACCAAAAUACUGCUGCGCAACUGGCGGGAAGAGAAGGUCGAUCUGGAGAAGCCAGAUCAUCGAAGGGCUAUUCGAGGCUUGCACACAGCUAGUACCGCUGAAAAGGGGGACGCCAAAGGCAGCAAAAAGUUGAAGUGGCGUCGAUUAGGUUUCGAUACAGAGUCGCCAGCCUGGGAGUUCGAAGCCACAGGGUUUCUAGGCCUCAUGGACUUCACCGACUACGUCUACAAGAACGAAGAUGGGUUCCAGAAACUGUUGCUGGAGCAGUCAGCAGAAUCUAUUGAGCAGCGCUGUCCAAUCGCUCGAGCCAGUAUUUCGGUAACAUCCAUACUAUAUGAACACUUUGAGGUGGAAAGGGCAGACGAUCUCGACUCGCAGAGGUACACAGUCCUUGAGUCUCGAGCAAACUUCGACCGUUCAUUCAGGCCCUUAUUGCUCCAUUGGUCGAGAGCACACACGAGCGGCCUCAAUGCGUUCAUUCGGCUGUGGAAGACGGCAGGAGCUCAAGUAGAGGAUUUCGACAAGAUCGAAGAAUUGGUGCGGAUACUGAUCGAGCAAGUUGUGGGCCAGGCUCCUCGCACGAGAGAGAUCAGAGAUGUUGAGGAAGAGCUGGCAGAGUUUGAGAUACAGAGAUUACGAGAGCUGCAGAUGGAGUUGCUCGAACUCACAUAUGAGGAUGCAUGGGGCCAUCACUUGCGCCAAGUCCGUGAAGAACUGAACCACGAGGCUCUCCAAUUCGUCAAAGAGCAGAGGAUAAGGUGCUUACUUCAGGGCGGGUGGUUCCCAAGCGGCCUCGACUAUAGCUCGAGUGCGGGGCCAGUCACAAGCAAGACCCUCAGCCGUGCAGUCCCCUCAGCGUGGCGUUUUGUACGACUAUCACACAACCGACGAUAUCUGCAUUACGCCGACUUUGACGAGAAGCCAACAACGGAACCGAGGCUGGACGCCUUGAAGGAGAAGAUCGAUCUCUCCAUUGUGUCCUCUGUCGUGAGCAAUGUCUCGGCAGAAGCACCAUCUUCAUCGUCGUCCGACAGCACGGUCAAGAGUCUUCCACAUGAGCGAGCGACUACUUCGACCAAGAUCACAAUCCAUGGCUACCUGCGUGCUACCAAUCACUCGCGGCAGGCGUCCAGCGGUUCAGGCGCGGGUCGCAAAGAGUCGGUUCUCUUGCAAUUGCACCCUCAAAGCCACACUCUUGCAUCAGAAUGGCUUGACGGUCUGCUUAUGCUCCUGAACCAACAGCCUAUUACAGCCGACACCAAUAAGCUUGUGAACUUCAUUGGCGGCUAUGGACUCAAGAUUCGCUUGCUUAACGUGCGCUUCGAGGAUGUGGGCUUGGGGGAGCCGAUCUUACCAAGUCGCGAAGGAUUGGACGAUGAGUAUUAUUACGACAUAGCCGGGGCAUGAGGCUGAGUACAGCUGUUUCUAUUGGCAACACACGUUUUAUCUUACUUGCACAGAUCUUUGAUAAACGUGGGCAUUGGAGAAGGUGUCCCUGGAACCGGGCUGAGGGAUUAUUAGAGACCCUAAUCGCGCGUACCGAAAGUCUAUAGAUCUUGACAUGGUGCUACCAGCCCGCGGUCUCGAGAUUGGGUUCUGCAAGCACGUGGACGUUUGUCCGGUGCAGAAACUUUGGAAACUUUGGAUAUAAUGGUGGGCGAUAUAUGGGACGGCGGCAAUUUGUUGUUGGGUGUUGGUUGAGAGUUUCUCUGGAGAUACCCUUGCUUGUACCUUUGCAAAUCACAG
Macroventuria anomochaeta is the source of this 2547-nucleotide messenger RNA. RefSeq lists its product as uncharacterized. Bases 145 to 2208 code for a protein of 687 amino acids. Gene Ontology annotation, biological process: actin filament organization; cell motility. The record is from RefSeq and is a predicted model, not a curated record. NCBI's taxonomy places the organism in Eukaryota, Fungi, Ascomycota, Dothideomycetes, Pleosporales, Didymellaceae. Gene Ontology annotation, cellular component: plasma membrane. The transcript is spliced from 4 exons.